Rotaria socialis is the source of this 2325-nucleotide messenger RNA. NCBI's taxonomy places the organism in Eukaryota, Metazoa, Rotifera, Eurotatoria, Philodinida, Philodinidae. The record is from the annotation of a GenBank genome assembly.
AUGUCGUCACAUCAUCGUUCCGGUGGUCCACCUUCAUUGAUGGACGAUGUAUCCGAUUUUGAUCGUAAUAUGCAUUCAAAUCGUUUCGAAAGUGGCAGAGGUGGUCGGGGUCGCGGUGGAAUGAGAGGAAGAGGUGAUGGUGAUGGAGGUGGAAUGCGAGGUCGAGGUGGUUUUAUGCCUCGAGGUGGUGGUUCUCGUGGUGGACGUGGUGAUUUUCAACCACGUGAUCGCUUCAAUAAUAAUUUCAAUCGAUCUUACGAUGACCAACGUGGUGGAGAUGGUGGUCCAGCGAAGAUGCCUAGCCUGUUUGAUAUUGAUCAAGGACCAAUGCGACCGUUUGAUCGUGACAAUAAUCGCGGCGGAGGUCGAGGACGAAUGCCAUAUCCACGAGGAGACGGUGGUCCUGGUCGUGGUUCAUCAGGAGGAGGAGGAGGUGGCGAUGAUCGAUAUCGUCAUUCAGGUUCAAAACAAGGUUCAACAGAUGGGCCACCUUCGUUACUCGAUUUUGGAAAUGAAAAAUCAAUUAUACCAGCUAAUACUGGUAAUAAUUCGUUACCAUCACUUUUAUCAGUACAAGUUGAAAGCUCAGGGGUACCAAUACCAGGACCUGAGCCGAACAAAUCAUUAGAUUCGCAUAAAGAACAUCAACAUGAUGACAAUUUAAAUACACGAUCAGAUAGUCAUUCAUCUCGUGAAAGCGAAAGUCGAUAUCGUGAUCGAGAUUCUCGUAAACCAACUCGAGGUGGUUUUAAUCGAUCUUCGUCAUUUAAUAGAGAUCGUUCACGUUCACCGCGUGAUCGAGAUCGAGAUCGGCAUGGUCCUCCACGCGAUGAUCGUCGUGGUGGACGAGGAGGAAGAGGAGGUGGUGGUGAUGACCGUGGCGGUGAUCGUGGUGGAGGUCGAGGUGGUCAUCAUAGUAAUCCACGUGAACCACAUCAAUCACGGUUUGGCCCCGAUAAUAAUCAACCACCAUGGCAAGAUCGUCGAGAAGGUGGACGUGGUGGUGGUCGAGGUGGUUUUCAUGAUCGUCAACAUGAUAUGGGCGGCCAUUAUCGAGCUAAUGAACAGUUACCACCAGAUAAUCAUCCAUUUAGUCGAGAUGGUCGACCCAAUUUUGAUGGGCCACCACCUCAAAAUCGACCUUAUCAAGAUAAUUUUCAACAUGGAAAUUAUGAUUCAAUGGGACCCAAUCCACACAGUCGAGGAAAUAUGCAACAACCAUCUAAUUUCAAUCAAGGACCACCGCCUAAUCGUUCCGACUUUUACCCUCCAAAUACUAAUAAUCCAUCUUAUCAACAGCAUAAUACACGUAGCGGUGGUCGUCCAAGUCGUUUUACUGAUCGACAAGACGACUAUGAAGAUGAUCGACCAUUAACUAAACCAAAUUUUUCUCUCCCAAAUGUUACAACAACAACAGCACCACUUUAUAUGAAUCAACCAACAAAUCCAACAUAUAGUCAAACACGACCAUCAAUGUCAUCAGCAUAUUCUUCUCAGCAACCACCGUCAGCUAUGUUUCCACCAGGUGGACCUCAACAUAAUGCACAACAAUCACCAUUCGGUUGGCCUAAUCAACAACAACAAGGUGUUCCGAAUUCCCAUAUGACACAAUCUCUUUUAUCGCUUGCUGCAAAUGAUCAACAAAAUCCAAAUAUGUCAGGACCGCCACCACCGAAUUCUUUCUAUGGCAGUAAUAAUGAUUAUCACAGGCAGCAGCAACAACAACAGCAACCACCGUCGGCUAAUCAAUACUAUUCAGGUGUUCCACCUGUUCCUCCUCAAGCUGGUAACAAACCUCCAAAUGCGAAUGUUCAAACAAGUGCUACAUCAGUACCAGCACAACAACCUGUUCCUCCUGCAACAGGUGCAAAUACAGCAGCAGCUUCAAGUGCUGUAAAUACAGAUGCUUGGCAACAGUAUUAUCAACAAUACUGGCAAUAUAUGCAACAACAACAACAAGUAACUGCUCAACCAGCCUCUACUCAACAACCGUUUCCACAGUUACAAGCAGCAGCACCAACACCAGCAGUAAAACAACCAACAAAUGCAGCUGCACCUGCUGCUAAUACACAAGAUGCGGCUGCAAAUCAAGCUAAUACGAAUGCAUGGACUCAAUACUGGAUGCAAUACCAAGCAUAUAUGCAGCAGCAACAGCAACCUCAAACUACACCAACAUCUGGUUCAACAACAAUAGCAGCUCCCUCUCAACUUUAUCAACAAACAACAGGAAAACAACAAAUCUCAUCUGGCUCAACAUCAAACACAAAUACAUCCUCAGGUGGUCCGUCUACAUCGAAUUGGCAAACAUGGUUUAAUCCUAAAUAA